UAAACGUACACGGUUACCUUUGAGUAAAAGCAUAUAUAUGACCAUGAAAUCGAACAAGUAAAUAAUAGACAGAAAAAAUGCUUGCCCUUUAGUUGAAGCAAAACCUGACCAAAGACUCUUCUGAAGAAACUCAAGAACUUGAAUAUCAGAUAAAUACUCAGCACCAAAACUACAUUUGCAAGUGACAAAGAUCAUCACCAUGGCAUCACCAGCAGUGAAGCUUUAUGUGGAAGACGAUCAAGUGGUUAUGGACAAUGGCAUAGUGCAAGUGUAUUUAUCCAACCCUGGUGGAUUUGUUACCAGAAUUCAAUAUAGUGGCAUUGAUAAUCUGCUUGAAACUCGUAACAAAAGUGGAGAUAGAGGGUACUGGGACGUUGUUUGGAGUGUAGCUGGAAGUACAGGAACCACGGGCACAUUUGAACGGAUUGUGGGAACAAGUUUUAGUGUGAUAGUGGAAAAUGAGAAAGAGGUUGAAAUCUCAUUCACAAGUAAGUGGGAUCCAUCUCUAAAGGGAGAGAAAGCACCUCUUAAUAUUGAUAAGAGGUAUGUGAUGCUUUCCAAUUCCUCAGGAUUUUACUCCUACACCAUCUUUGAACAUUUACAGGACUGGCCUGCUUUCAACAUACCUCAAAUAAGGACUGUUUACAAACUUAGUAAAGAAAAGUUUCAUUACAUGGUGGUGUCUGAUAAUAGACAAAGAUUUAUGCCUCUCCCUGAUGACAGAUUGCCAGGAAGAGGGGAAGAACUUGUUCCACCAGAAGCAGUUUUGCUUGUUAAUCCUUUGGAGCCAGAGUUUAAGGGAGAGGUUGAUGACAAGUACCAAUACUCAAGUGAAAACAAAGAUCUUAUGGUUCAUGGAUGGAUAAGUUCUCAAUCUCAAACAGACCCAUUUGUAGGGUUUUGGGUAAUCAUACCAAGCAAUGAGUUUCGUUCAGGUGGCCUAGUAAAACAGAACCUUACUUCCCAUGUCGGCCCAAUAAGCCUGGCUAUGUUUCUGAGUGCUCAUUACGCAGGAGAAGAUAUAGUUCUGAAAUUGCAACCAAAGGAGCCAUGGAAGAAAGUUUUUGGGCCAACUUUUGUUUAUCUUAACACUUUAUUAGAUGGUGAUGACCCCAAAGUGCUAUGGGAAGAUGCUAAAGAUAAGACGAAGGCAGAUGUUCAAAGUUGGCCCUAUGAUUUUCCAGCCUCCGAAGAUUUUCAGAAGUCUACCCAACGAGGCAGUGUCUGUGGCACAUUACUAGUCCAAGACAGGUUUUUGAGUGAUGAGUAUAUAAUAGCAGAAGGCGCUUAUAUAGGAGUGGCAGCACCAGGAGAAUCUGGAUCAUGGCAAAGAGAAUGCAAGGGAUACCAAUUUUGGAGCAAAGCAAACGAGAAAGGAUACUUCUCAAUCGAGAAUAUACGCAGUGGGAAUUACAAUCUCUAUGCAUGGGUUCCAGGUUUCAUUGGAGAGUAUUGGAGUAAUGUUCUCCUCACCAUAACACCAGGUUGUGAAAUUGAUGUUGGUGAGAUUGUUUUUUAGGCUCCAAGAGAUGGCCCAACAUUAUGGGAGAUAGGCAUUCCAGAUCGUUCUGCUGCUGAAUUCUAUGUUCCUGAUCCCAAUCCCAACUACAUCAAUAAGCUUUAUGUUCAUCAUCCAGACAAGUCAGAUCCUAUUCACACAAAUAAAUAACAACUUAUUCAACAUUUUCAGCUUUCUGCUCCCACCAAAACUACUAAUCAUUCUUAAAUUUGGUUCAUUCUUCACAGGUAUAGGCAAUAUGGGUUGUGGGAAAGGUAUGCAGAAUUAUACCCAAAUGAAGAUUUAAUUUACACUGUGGGUGUAAGUGAUUAUACAAAAGAUUGGUUCUUUGCACAGGUCACAAG
Vigna umbellata (rice bean) is the source of this 1863-nucleotide messenger RNA. The record is from RefSeq and is a predicted model, not a curated record. Lineage: Eukaryota; Viridiplantae; Streptophyta; Magnoliopsida; Fabales; Fabaceae.